AUGGCAGCUGAUAUAGCUGAAGAGAUCAAGCGCCGGAAACCAAAGAUCCAAUACGCGAACACCAAUGGCUUCUUGGAUCCAUCCAAAGGCGACAAACGUCCCCAGGGAAAAGAAGCAGUUAAUGCACGUAUGCUGGCGAACUACAUACUUGACCACGAAGGAUCGUACUUUCCGAGCUUGGAUCAGAUGAAAACGGUCAUUGACGAAACCCACAAACCGGAGACGACGGCUAGCAUGAAGAAGCGGAUCGGCGAGGUCGAAGAGCAACACGACCGAUCGCUCACGGCUCUGUGCCAGCAUUAUGCUUGGCAGUACAACCAAGACGCGCUGGAUAGCUACUACUCGUACGACGACGCACUUACAUAUGACCACCGCGCGGGUUCGCGACGUGCCACCUCGUUCCUGCACGCAUCUGACGACGCCAUAUCGCGCCUGCAAUACUCGCAUCUGCAGACUGUGAUUCCCUUGCACCGUCGAUAUCAAGUCCUUGUGCGGAAAGAGAAUGAGCAGCGCGAACGACUUGACCGCCAGUUUCCGCAGUCCGUCACUGAGUUUCGCCAGAUCGCGAACAAAGACCGGCAGCUUCGUGUCGCGCGGUUCCUGGCCAGCAGCGACGAUCCGCAGAAACAGGAAGCGACGAUGAAUGAGUAUGGAUGGGCGUGGAGACAGGUGAAACCUCUCAACGACCAGUAUAAAGCCGAUGAACACUUACGCGAAGAAGUGGCCAAGCUCCUCCGGGAAGCAAUUACGCCAGCCGACCCAAGACGAAGGGUGGCUGACGACCCUAGGCGGCGAGGUUCGAUGGAUAUCCUCAGCACAAACCCCGCACGUGCGGAUCGCAUGGACGUUGAUUCGUGA
This is a messenger RNA of Punctularia strigosozonata HHB-11173 SS5, 858 nucleotides long. RefSeq lists its product as uncharacterized. The record is from RefSeq and is a predicted model, not a curated record. The coding region runs from base 1 to 858 and encodes 285 amino acids. The transcript has 4 exons. NCBI's taxonomy places the organism in Eukaryota, Fungi, Basidiomycota, Agaricomycetes, Corticiales, Punctulariaceae.